AUGGACAGAUAUUCAGAGCUCAACCACUGUGGGCGCAACCGCAGCAUUCUUCUUGCAAAGAAAAUUAUAAUAAAAGAUGGAGGAAGUCCUCAGGGAAUCGGAGAGCCCAGUGUUUACCAUGCUGUGGUGGUUAUCUUCCUGGAGUUUUUUGCAUGGGGUCUCCUCACCACCCCGAUGCUCACGGUAUUACACCAGACAUUCCCCCAACACACAUUCCUGAUGAAUGGGCUCAUACAUGGUGUCAAGGGCCUGUUGUCAUUUCUGAGUGCUCCACUGAUUGGUGCAUUGUCAGACGUAUGGGGACGCAAGUCCUUCCUGCUGCUAACGGUCUUCUUCACAUGUGCACCCAUUCCACUGAUGAAGAUCAGCCCAUGGUGGUACUUUGCAGUCAUCUCCAUGUCUGGUGUCUUUGCUGUCACCUUCUCUGUGAUCUUUGCUUAUGUGGCCGACAUCACGCAGGAGCACGAGAGGAGCACAGCAUACGGUUUGGUAUCGGCUACCUUUGCGGCUAGUCUGGUCACCAGCCCGGCAAUCGGCGCGUAUCUGUCUGACAACUAUGGUGACACCUUGGUGGUGAUUCUGGCCACGGCAAUCGCCCUCCUUGAUAUCUGCUUCAUCCUAGUAGCUGUACCAGAGUCUCUGCCAGAGAAGAUGAGGCCAGCAUCAUGGGGAGCACCCAUCUCUUGGGAACAGGCAGAUCCUUUUGCCUCUCUGCGUAAAGUGGGCCAGGACUCCACGGUGCUUCUCAUCUGUAUCACAGUGUUUCUCUCCUACCUCCCCGAGGCGGGCCAGUACUCCAGCUUUUUCCUUUAUCUCAGACAGGUCAUAGGCUUCACAUCAGAGACGGUGGCUGCCUUUAUUGCUGUUGUGGGGAUCCUCUCAAUACUAGCUCAGACGGUGGUGUUGGGAAUCCUGAUGCGUUCAAUAGGGAAUAAGAACACAAUUCUGCUCGGCCUUGGCUUCCAGAUCCUCCAGCUGGCGUGGUAUGGCUUUGGCUCUCAGCCCUGGAUGAUGUGGGCAGCUGGAGCCGUUGCAGCCAUGUCCAGCAUCACGUUCCCUGCCAUCAGUGCCAUCGUGUCCCGUAAUGCAGACCCAGACCAACAAGGCGUUGUUCAGGGGAUGAUUACAGGGAUUCGGGGCCUCUGUAAUGGUUUGGGCCCAGCUCUCUACGGUUUUGUCUUCUACUUGUUCCAUGUGGAGCUGUCUGACACGGACGGCUCUGGAAAGGGUGCCAAAUCCAACAUGGCCAACCCCACUGAUGAGAGUUCCAUCAUCCCAGGUCCUCCCUUCCUGUUUGGUGCAUGCUCAGUGCUGCUGUCUCUGCUGGUGGCCCUGUUUAUCCCAGAGCACACGGGGCCCGGCAUGAGGGCUGGCGCCUACAAGAAGCACAGCAACGGGGCACAGAGUCAUUCUCACAGCCCCCAGGGAAGCGGAGCUGAGGGAAAAGAGCCACUGCUGGAGGAUAGUAGUGUAUAACCUCAGCUACGGGGGGGCAGACACCCUCGCUCCACCCUUGAACCCCUGCACACACUGACAGAUACACGCAUUUUACCACAUGGCACCCGUCAGACUUGAGUGCCACGAAGAGGUGUCUGUGUCUUUGUGUCCACAGCACAAAAGUGGGCACCAGUUCAAUAGCAGCCCAUUUUGCUUUUUAAAGCUGGCUAUUGAGAGGACUCUCUAAAGACCCUGUGUGAAGAGAGUGUCACGCAUUUUUUGGGGGUUGCGGUGGAAAGGUGUGUGCGACUUGGCUGAGCUGCUUGGUUUCUAUAAAGCAGUAACAGUGGAGCAUACAACAGUUUGCUCCCCACCUGGUGCAAAACAGAACCGAAGUGAUUUGGUUUAGUGUGGGGUACAUCUCAAAUGUUACUAAAUCCCUGUGUGAUUCUUCAUAUUCCUCUAACCAGUGCAGUGUCAACUGUUUGUCCCAUCAAGAGUGUAACAAACAGCUGAGCACUUGUCUAAUGGUCUUUCACAAGCUAACUUUUAUUCUGAUGCUUGUUGUUGCAACUACAGCUCUGAUAAAGCAUCUAGGAAUGUUGUUCUUCCUCUGUAUGGACAGCAGGGAAGCACAGCAGCUGUAUACCUGUGAGAGGAAUCUCUGCACAGCAGUGUUGGAGAGGCACUGCCUGAUCUCUGUUAGGGUGGGUCAGCCAGUUCUCAUAUAGGAAGUUUUGUAAGACCACACUUUGUUUAAAUGUCCACCUAUUUUAGAGAGAAGUGUGUGAGGGAGACCACUGUUUAGCUGAAACUGUUUUCCAAUGUCUACUUGUCAUUCUCUAGAUAAGUAAUACAGUUUGAGUUGUAUAUUUUUCUGUUCAAACUGAAAGCUAGUUGUGCUUCAAGUUUUUACUCGAGAAACAAACGUCAGAUGUUGCCUUGAAAUAACUUCAGAGAUAUAUAAUAAUAUAUAGACAUUACAUAACCUGUAUGAAGACCGAGGUCUGAGGAGGCUCUGUAAUUGCGCUCUCGCUCCCAUCGGAGCCAUUACACUUUUUUAUUCCUUUGUUUUCAUGCCCUUCCAUUACAUUGUCACCUGACAUUUAUCACCAUCGAGGUUAAGGCUUGCAGAACCAUGGUUUUAUUUUAAAAGCCUCUGGACUUUUCAGAGCUUGAACACUGCUAUCAACAUGUCAGUGUUGACGCUGACUGUUUAUUGUAGUCUUUGAAUUAAAAUCAUAAGCUUCAAUAGAAUUAUCAGUCAUGCUGUGUGAUGUAAUGCAGUGGAUAAAGAUUUCUACAGUAGUAAUUGGAUAGGAACUAGAAAAUGUUUUCUUGCAGUCCUUGACUUUUCAGCAGCCAUAAAAGCAGCCAUUAACAGACACCGCACGUCUCUCAAACAGUAACUAACAACAGAUGGUAGAAAGUUUAGACAGAGCUGGCUUUUAACUCUCUUUCUGCAGAUUCCCCACAAAUAGCAGCAGCAGUUCAGACCAGUAGAUAAAGGAAUGUUGAUGUCACCUUCUCACAGGCAAGGAAAGUAGAUGUUUUGAUUUUAGCAGAUUUCACAGCUGCACUUCAAGGCUAAGGAUAGAAAGGUGGAAAGCAUGAGUGGGUUUGGUUCCACAUUUUGGUUGAGAGGUGCUGCCGUGUGUUGGCUGGAUAAGGGGUGGUUUGUUAAGGACAGGGAAUCGAACAGCAGCCCCAGGUUUUUCUGUGGGAGGUUUCACAGGUGGUAGAGUUUUGGACUGUGGUGCCUGCUACCUUUGCAGCUGCAGAACAUUUGAAGGCAGAGUUGAGCCUCACAGAUGCCAUAAGUUAAGAGAGUUGUGUUUUGGUAGCAGCUGAUAUUGUUAAUGAUGUAUAACGAUGGAUAGUUUAUUCAUCCUUGCACACAUGGAAAUAACAGAGCUCCCAUCUUAAUCUGCUAAUGCGGGUCACCCAAGCAGAAGAUAUAGAAACAGCACAAACCUAAAUUAAUAAAUAAAAAAA
Monopterus albus (swamp eel) is the source of this 3432-nucleotide messenger RNA. It is a transcript of the gene slc71a1-2, whose product is annotated as major facilitator superfamily domain containing 14A2. Gene Ontology annotation, biological process: transmembrane transport. NCBI's taxonomy places the organism in Eukaryota, Metazoa, Chordata, Actinopteri, Synbranchiformes, Synbranchidae. Bases 1 to 1476 code for a protein of 491 amino acids. Gene Ontology annotation, cellular component: membrane. The record is from RefSeq and is a predicted model, not a curated record. Gene Ontology annotation, molecular function: transmembrane transporter activity. The transcript is spliced from 13 exons.